Messenger RNA from Melanotaenia boesemani (Boeseman's rainbowfish), 6257 nucleotides. It is a transcript of the gene rasa3, whose product is annotated as RAS p21 protein activator 3. Gene Ontology annotation, biological process: negative regulation of Ras protein signal transduction; intracellular signal transduction; regulation of GTPase activity. The transcript is spliced from 23 exons. Gene Ontology annotation, molecular function: GTPase activator activity. The record is from RefSeq and is a predicted model, not a curated record. Lineage: Eukaryota; Metazoa; Chordata; Actinopteri; Atheriniformes; Melanotaeniidae. The coding region runs from base 183 to 2684 and encodes 833 amino acids.
AAUCCGCUCACCAGAUCUCAACAACCACCAGCAGCAGUGGCCUGGCCGGAGUAUGGUUUCUGUACGGAGCGCAUAGAUGUGCAAAACCCCUGGACUAUCCGCGCGCUGGAGAGGCCAGAACCAACCUCCGUGGGGAACUGUCUUCAUUUAGUCAUCAAAAGGGAAAGAGCCACGGGGAAACCAUGGCGGUAGAAGAGGAAGGUCUUCGGGUUUUUCAGAGCGUUAAAAUAAAAAUAGGGGAAGCAAAAAACAUCCCACCAUACCCGGGGCCAAAUAGGAUGAGGGACUGUUACUGCACUGUCAACCUGGACCAAGAGGAGGUCUUCAGGACCAAGAUUGUGGAGAAGUCACUUUGUCCGUUCUACGGGGAGGACUUCUACUGCGAGAUCCCACGUAGCUUCAGACACCUCUCCUUCUACAUCUUUGAUAGGGAUGUCUUCAGGAGGGACUCUAGUAUCGGCAAGGUUGCGGUGCAGAAAGAGGAUCUGCAAAAAUAUCAUGGGAAAGACACCUGGUUCCAGCUGCAGCCCGUCAGCGCUGACUCAGAAGUGCAGGGAAAGGUGCACCUGGAGCUGCGUCUGAGUGAAGUCAUCACAGACAGUGGAGUCAUCAACCACAAACUGGCCACACGAGUGUUGGAGUGCCAAGGUCUUCCAAUUGUCAAUGGCCAGUGUGAUCCCUACGCUGCUGUCUCCUUACUAGGUCCUUCAAGGUCAGAAGCCAAGAAGACCAAGGUGAAGAGAAAAACCAACAACCCCCAGUUUGAGGAGGUUUUCUAUUUUGAGGUUACACGGCCACUUAGCUACACAAAAAGGCAGUUUGAUGUCGAGGAGGAAGAUGUGGACAAACUGGCACUGAGGGUGGACCUGUGGAACGCUAGCAACCUGAAGUUUGGGGAUGAGUUCCUUGGAGGUGUGCGGGUUCCUCUGCGGGUCUUGGGUCAAGCUGGAGUGCAUGAUGCCUGGUACUUUCUGCAGCCCAGAGAGAAUGGAGGAAAGUCUGUGAAGGUAGACGAGCUCGGCUCUCUACGUCUAAACAUCGUUUACACCGAGGACCACGUCUUCCCCUCUGAACACUACACUCCCCUCAGGGAUCUGCUGCUGCACUCUGCUAAUGUUGAGCCCGUGUCGGCAUCCGCUGCUCAUAUUCUGGGGGAGGUAUGUCGAGAGAAGCAGGAAGCUGCCAUUCCGCUUGUGCGUCUCUUUCUUCAUUAUGGCAAAAUUGUGCCUUUUAUCAGCGCCAUCGCCCACGCCGAGGUUAACCGCACACAGGAUCCAAACACCAUUUUCCGAGGAAACUCACUCACUUCUAAGUGCAUUGAUGAGACCAUGAAACUGGCAGGGAUGCACUACCUGCAAGUCACACUUAAACCGAUCAUCGAUGAGAUCUGCACAGAACACAAAUCCUGUGAAAUUGAUCCAGUGAAGCUCAAAGAGUCAGAGAACUUGGAGACAAACAGGGAAAACCUUCGUCAGUAUGUCGACCGCAUCUUCAACGUCAUCACCACCUCUGGCGUUCGCUGUCCCACCGUCAUGUGUGACAUCUUCUUCUCUCUGAGAGAGUCUGCUGCCACUCGUUUCCAAGUUGACCAAGAUGUCAGAUACACAGCGGUAAGCAGUUUCAUCUUCCUGCGUUUCUUUGCUCCAGCCAUCCUUUCCCCCAACCUCUUCCACCUGCGGCCACACCAUCCAGAUCCCGCCACCUCACGAACCCUCACCCUCAUCUCCAAGACGAUCCAGACUCUGGGAAGUCUUGCCAAAUCUAAAUCUGCCAAUUUCAAAGAGUCUUACAUGGCUGCAUUUUACGACUACUUCAACGAGCAGAAAUACGCGGACGCUGUGAAGAAUUUCCUGGACCUGAUCUCUACCUCUGGCAAAUGGGAUCAAAAGAGCAUUGAGACACCAAUUAUGCUCAAAGAAGGAUUUAUGAUAAAAAGAGCACAAGGGAGAAACCGGUUUGGAAUGAAAAACUUCAAGAAGAGAUGGUUCCGCCUCACUAACCACGAGUUCACCUACCACAAAACCAAAGGUGAGGGAGCUCUUUACAGCAUUCCUAUAGAGAACAUCCUGGCUGUAGAGAGGCUAGAGGAGGAGUCUUUCAAGAUGAAAAACAUGUUCCAGGUUAUUCAGCCAGAGCGAGCACUCUACAUCCAGGCCAACAACUGCGUGGAGGCACGUGACUGGAUCGACAUCCUGACCAAAGUCAGCCAAUGCAACCGCAAACGCCUGAGCACCUACCAUCCUUCAGCCUACCUCAAUGGCCACUGGCUCUGCUGCAAACUGUCAGCGGACACAGCCCCCGGGUGUACGCCCUGCACCGGGGGUCUCCCAGCAAACAUCCAGCUGGACGUAGAUGGAGACAGAGAAACAGAAAGAAUUUAUUCCCUCUACAGCACAUACAUGACCAAACUGAUCAAGAUGCAAGAGGCUUGUGGCAGUAAGUCUGUGUACGACGGGCCCGAACAGGAAGAAUACUCCAGCUUUGUCAUUGAUGACCCCCAGGAGACCUACAAAACCCUGAAGCAAAUCGUUUCAGCCGUUCAGACCUUGGAGCAGCAGCACACCAAGUACAAACGGGACAAGUUCAAGAAGACAAAGAUUGGCAGCCAGGAGCAUCCGAUUGGAGACAAGAGUUUUCAGUGCUACAUUCGCCAGCAGUCUGAGUGCUCCACCUACUCUAUCUAGCAGUGGCCCUGUAUACUGUUUCCACUCUGCCCAGAACCAGCAUAUCUUUCUUUACUGCAGAAAAAAUAUACCAUAACACAGCUCUGUGUGUAGCGUUGAGUUUUAAAUCUUCAUCUCUUUUCUAAGCAAGGUAAAAAAGAAAACCAGGAGUUCCCAUGCCAAAUAACUUUUAAAGAUCGUUCAGGAAUCAAAGAUGCAGAUUUAAUGAGAGUAUAACCUGAUUUUUUUUUUUUUUUUUCAGUAGCAGUUUUAAGACUCGCUGCCAGACUGAAAGAGCUGUGUUGUGUAGAUCCACUUUUUCUCGCAGUGUCUCAAUGUGCAUUUCUCCAAAUUGGAAAAAAAACAGUCCCUUCUUUGAUGUGACCAGAGAACGAACAUUUUCACUGGACAGUUUUGACAGUGACCAACACGCACUUUAAUCGCCUCCGAAUCUAUGGAUGAAAAAGCCUCACAGCACACCUUCAAAGAGCUUUUUAUCUUUUUGAUUUGCGUUUGGUUGUUGAAAUAUUCUGUUGUAUUUCAAGUCUGAUAGACCAAACUUUGAAAGGAAGGAAGAACUGGGGUGGGGGGGGGGUGUCGUUGACCCCAUGUACAUUUUUUCUUUUUCAAUUUUUUUGUUCUCAACCUCCUCAGGGAGGCUGUGCAUACCAAGGGGCCACAAGAAGAGAUCACUGGGACCAAGCACAGCUGAGAGAAGAUUGAUGUUAGUAAUUGAAAUCACUCCACACACAGUUUUAUCACUCUUUUUUUAAACCUUAUCUUCACCGUUCUAAGCUUUGUCCUCUUGUGGUUGUAUGUUGUGCUCCUGUGUGAUGAGUACAUCAGGUUAAAGGAAAAACAUGCUGUUUUCUUUGCCUGUUUUCAAAGAGUUUUUGAAUCCGGUUUUUAGAUUUGGACAAUUUUAUAGAUGCCAAGGUGAAGCCUCUCAUUGUCACCAUCAAAACCAGUUUCUGUAGAUAGAAAAGGAGAGUAAGGAAGUUAAGCUGUGAAAAUUUGCCCACUGUGUACAUUUAGUACAUUGUUAUUAUUACUAUAAUUAGUAGACAUUUAGGCAAACAAAGAAAGUCUCAGGCAUUGAAACCUUAAAUAGAUUGAUUGGAACUUUGCCAGCUCAAAUGAACUUGUACUUGACUCCCAUGUAAGAAAAAUCCUGCUUAAAUGGAGUUUAGAACUGCAGUCAAAAUUAAUUCUGUAGUUCUUAAGCAGGACUAAUGCAACAGCAAGAACCUGUCCAGUUCUCUGCUUGUCAGAUCCACUUCUGCUAUCCAUGACAAUUUAACAGCUUAGCCAUAUGCUAAUGUGUAAGCUAAUAAUGUUCAGUUUCUCUUCACUUUAUUUUUAUUUAUUGUAUAUUCAAGAGGGAGGUAGAAUCAUAAAAAAAAUCCACUGGAUGUAAGUCAGUCCUAUUUAAAACAUGUUCUGGCAGAGUAGGGGAUUGGAUUAUAAAACCAUACAGGUGUUUCCACUAACUAUAACAUGGCCCGAGCCUUCAAACCCCUGUAGGUCAGGAGCCCAUUUAAUGAAAAGCUUAACGUUUGCUGGCUCUCACAUACCUUUAUUAGGUCCCUAAAAGUGACUUAUACGGUAAUAAAACUGUUUCAUAUUAAUAUGCAUAAAAAACUAGCUGCUGUGGAAUCAGGUAAACUUGCACAUCCCUUCUUCUUCUCUGUGCUUCAGCUUGACCUCCAAAGUUCCUCUCUGCAGUCCUGCACAGGUUAGUAGCUGUGGCGGCUAUAGAAGUGGCAGGGAUUGACUGAUUGACCUCUCCCAGCUCAAAACUGGUUGUUACAAAUUGCAAUAAAAGUAUUACAGGGAUUUAAACAAACCUGAUUUUUCAGUUUGGCCAUUUGGAAAAUGAGAAAGAAAUAUAAAGAAAUUCUUCUUUAUAAGAUAUGCUCAUACUUAGUAACCUUUAGGUCAAGAUCACUAUGCAGCAUAGGCUCAAAUAUACCUUUUUUUUUAACUCUGUAUGUUGCUGAAGCCCAUUAGUAAGGAUGUUUUAGGUUCUCUUCAAAUUAAUCCAUAUACUAAUAUUUUAACCAGUUUUGUUUCGAGUUAUAAUCAUGAUUGGAUUGUGUGUGGCUGAUUCUGUUGCUCUGCCAGCCUCGUUGUUGUUUUAUUCUUUAAAAAUGAAGUCCCCUCCUUGCUUGUUUUUUUUCAAAGCUUAUUUAUAUGCAUUCCUCUGAGAAGUCGUCUGCUGUGAAUCUUGUCAGACGGCAGCUCAGAAUCUGUUGAAGGUACAGGGAUUUAUUGUAACUAAUCAGCUGUUUUGUGUUGAUCUCUGCUUUGCAAAGGCAAACGCUCUAAUUGACAUAAGCGCUCACUCUUGCCAAAACCAGUGCUUGUUUAAACAGCGACGGUGGCCCUCCACGACAAACCAGAGGCAAAUUUUGUAUUUUCCAAAACUAAAUAUAUGUGUAGUGUAGCCUCAUGGGUGUUACUGUGAUCACAGGAUCCAAACCAGUGCCAGUCAUCACUUUUCUUAAGCUUCAUUUUUGAAAAACAAACAAAAACUAUCUUAAAUAUCGUAGUAGCAGUCAAAAGUUUGGAUACACAGACUCACUCAAAUUUAAUGGGCAGUUCUGUCCAAACUUUGACUGGUACUAUGUGUAAAACAGCUUAUAACUGUUUUAAAAACAGUUGAGCAGUUUUUCCUGUGACAUGUAAUUCUUUAUCAAAUAUGUUGAACUUUAAGGUUCUAAACUAUUUGAAUCCAUUUUCUGUAUUUUUUCUGUCAUACACAGAUCUUGAACUGAAUGACUGAGGUGUGUGUAUUUUGUGCUUGUUUGUCAGCGUGAACAGAAGUGACUGAUGGGUUUUAUUGCCAACUGAUUUAACCUUGUGUUACAGGUCCUGAGCAGAGAAGGUAAAGUGUCACUUGUUAAAAACAACCACUGCCUGUAGUUAUACUAAAGACACUGUUGCUCCGCUCUGGCCUGAUGUAGUGAAUUCUUCUUUUCCUUCUGUAAAGAACCUCUGUUCUUACUUAAGAAACCCUUUGCCAAUUUUGUUCUCCCCAAACAUUUUCUGUAAGAGAACAGUGUCGCUUUAACUUCUAAACUUUGGUGAGUGUUUGUUUCCAUCAGUUGCUAACUCUCCUCAGGUGUAUGAAGCUCAUAUUUAUUAUAAUUUUCCAUUAAAACCUUCCCAGAAACAUCAGCUGAGGCGGUGCAGUGAUGGCAGUUACGGUAACGGUGCCUCCCUCAUCCUGAAGCCCACCAAAGGGGAAUAAGUUAUGCAAUAAAGAUGAUAUGCAAUAUUAUCCCAGUUUAACACAUCUUCUGACCUUUUUUCAGUAAAAUGCAUAUUCAGAUAUUAUAAAGGGAGAACAGUGUAUUUUGUACAAAUAUUUUAAAAGUAUUAAAAUAACCGUGUUAAAUGUGUAUAUAAAAAAAUGAAUGAAUGGUGAAAACGUGAUGUUUUUUUUUUCCUGAACUAAAUGAAACCAAUAUUAAUGCCAAUGUGUCUGUGUCCUUUAUUAUUUAACCCUUUAUGGUACGCAUUAUGAUACCAGUGAGGAAAAAAAAAGUUUGUAGUGUUUUAAUGUCUCAAAAUAGACCAAAUAAAAAUAAU